Brassica oleracea var. oleracea is the source of this 958-nucleotide messenger RNA. RefSeq names its product SNF1-related protein kinase regulatory subunit beta-3. Bases 381 to 728 code for a protein of 115 amino acids. The record is from RefSeq and is a predicted model, not a curated record. The transcript has 3 exons. NCBI's taxonomy places the organism in Eukaryota, Viridiplantae, Streptophyta, Magnoliopsida, Brassicales, Brassicaceae. Gene Ontology annotation, molecular function: protein binding.
UUUUCCGAAUAAUUUAAUCUCAGAACAAUUUUAGCCUCUGUUUUUGUGUGUUUCAGUGUGUCGGUUCAGUUUAUUUCUAUUGCUUGGUUUCGUCCAGUUGAUUUCUGGGUUUAGGACCUUGGCCUUAAAUCUUGGGGCUCAUUUAUCCUUUGACGUAUUAAGUUUCUACAUCUUCACUUGAUGAAUAACUUAUAUUAAUCUUCUAAUGUGUGUUGUUACUAACUUGGAAGAAAGGAUGUACAUUCUCUGGUCCAACUUUGUCUUUUGAUUUAGGAACCUCUGUCUAGAUUUUACCAACCAAUUAGACCAAGUCUUACGCUGCACACAGAUAAGAGUUUGCAUCAUUGUAGAAAUGCACUAGGUGGUGAUCAUUUUUCAACAUGAACAACCCACAUCCUGAUGAUGAUCAUGAGGACACAACUGUUGCCGGAUUUGAAGUACCAGUAUCGCCGGUUUCAAGUUACAACAAUGUGUAUUCCGCAACCGAAGACGAGACAAGAGACCCACCAGCUGUACCGCCGCAUCUUCAACACUCUCUGUUAGGCCAUACAGGUAGCACGGAAUUGCCUUGUGCACCACAGAGUGUCGUCCUGAACCAUCUCUAUAUCGAAAAUCGAGACCCCCCAAGAUCCGUUGUAGCACUUGGUUUCUCGCAUCGGUUCAGGUCUAAGUAUGUCACUGUGGUGAUAUACAAGCCGGUCCAAAGAAGAGGAAACGCCAAUGUUUGAUGAUGAUCCCUCUUCUUAAUAUAGUGUUGGGAUCUUGCUUCUGUAUGGAUUCAGUUCGGUAUAUACAAAAAAACAGCUGGUCCGAACUAAAUUUCUUCCUAUCAGUUUAGGGAAUUCGAUUGAAAUCAUCCGUGUAGACGUUUAUAUAAAAUCUACCUGCCUUGUUUGUAAUAACUCGCUUUAGGUUUGGUUGUUUAACCGAAUCCACAUACAUCUCUCUUGAAGAUAUG